This is a messenger RNA of Paramecium sonneborni, 1877 nucleotides long. The record is from the annotation of a GenBank genome assembly. Lineage: Eukaryota; Ciliophora; Oligohymenophorea; Peniculida; Parameciidae.
AUGAUAAAAUAAUAAAAUAUAUAGCAAUUAUUCCCUAACCUAUAAGAAUAAUCUUAUAAGAGUCUUGAAAAAGUGUAUGAAAAUAUUGCUCUAUAAUAAUUCCAUGUGUUAGUUUAACAAAUAAAAACUAAGUUUCCAAUUCCAAAUUAAAUCAAUCCUGUGUAAUUUCCUACAUAGGAGAAUGUAAUUGAAUUCUUUUAGAAUUAUAACCCAAUUAUUUUAGAUUUAACUAACAUAUAAGAUGUGAAGAUAAAGUUAUACAAAAAUGCAGCAUUUUAUGGUACUUUAGUUGAUGGUUUGAGACAAGGACAUGGCAUAUUAAUAAAAUAAACAUUAUAACUUUAUGAAGGUUAAUUUCUUAGAGAUAAGAAGGAUGGAAUAGGAUUUGAAUUACUGAAACAAAAUCAAUUUUAUUAUGGUUCAUAUCUAAAUGGUUUACCACAUGGAGAAGGAGUAUUUUGGUCAAAAAACUAAAAGUAUAUUGGUUAAUGGCAUUAAGGAAAGAAAGUAUAUAAUUAUAAAUAAUAUUUAAAUAGCAUGGAGUAGGAUGGUAUUAAGGAAGUCAUAGUGAUUAUUAUUUAGGAUAAUGGGAAAAUGGUAGAUGUUUUGGACUUUGUAUUUAUAUUAAUGGGGAUAUGUAUAAAGUGAAAUAAUAAUUUUAGAUUCGUUGGGAAUGUUACAAAUGAUCUUAAACAUGGUAAUGGUUAAGAGUAUUUUGAGAGUGGUGAUUAUUUUAAUGGAGAAUAUAGAAAUGGUAAACCUAAUGGUCAUGGUGAAUUUUAUUGGAAUAAUGGUAACUUCUAUAAAGGUGAAUUCAUCAAUGGAUAAAGAAAUGGAUAUGGAAUUUGGGAAGGUAAAACAUAAGAAGGAAUAAAUACAUAUAAAGGAUACUAUGUUAAUGAUAAAAAAUGUGGAGAAGGAAUAUUUGAAUAUGCUAAUGGAACUAAAUAUUAAGGUUAUUUUGUUGAUGAUAAAAGAUGUGGUUAUGGCGAAAUCAUUUGGUAAGAUAGAGCUACUUACAAAGGUUAUUGGGUUGAUGGAUUAAUGGAAGGAGAAGGAAUCUAUGAAUAUGAUACACUUGUACUUAAAGGUAAUUGGAAAACUAAUUAAUUAUAAACUAUUGAUAAACUUAGAGUUUCAUUAAAUCAAUUUCCAUAAUAACAUAAUCUAAAAGAAAUUAAUGAAAGUCAAGACAUUUUAUCAUAAAUCGCUGAUGAACCUGAUUAGGAUGAAAUUGGAGACUAAUUUUAAACUGAAAUUCUUGGAUGUAAAACUGAUAAUAGUAAUAAUGUUCAUCCAUAAAAUACAUCUAAUAUAUCACAUAAUACUAGUCAUAAUGAAACGUAAUUUAAUUAAAAAUUACCAAUCUUAUAAAGAUAAUUUGAUUUGCUUAGUCUUUUAGAUUCAAGUCUUUAAUUCUAAUCUUUAGAUGCUUCACAUAGAUAAAAUAGUUCAAGUAUUGCAAUUUAAACAGAAAGUAAAUAAAUAUUUUUACCUAAAUUAAAUUUGAAUCAGAAAAUACAAAAUUAACAUAGUAAAAGUGUUAAUCAUAACAAUAAUUAAUUUUAAUAUGAUUCCUUUUCUAACUCACCCAAAACUAGAGGAACUGAUUUAUCCAAUAAAUCGCAAAGACCUUAAAAUUUAAACAAACCUAAUAGAUCUAUCUAAUGUAGAAAUAGAAAAUAUAAAUAAGUUCUACUAUCCAAAAAAGAAUAAAAUAUUUGGGCUAUCAAGAUGAAUAAAUUAAAAUUAAGUCCCAAUAAAUAUAGCAAAUUAUGGAAUCAUGAAGUAAAUAUAUAUUUUCAAAUUAGAUUGUUAAUGAAAUCAAAUAGUUCCUUUAUCCUCCUAUUUGGAAGCCUCCAUCCCAUUUAACAUGA